Messenger RNA from Acaulospora colombiana, 832 nucleotides. The record is from the annotation of a GenBank genome assembly. Lineage: Eukaryota; Fungi; Glomeromycota; Glomeromycetes; Diversisporales; Acaulosporaceae.
AAACACUCGUGGAGGGAAAAAUCCCAGUAAAAGCGUUAAUAGAUACUGUACGUCGUCAAAGUUUAAUACCAUUAGCAAGAGCUUGUUCGAUAAGCUUAAAUCAGGUCAUGGGAUACGCCCCACCUGUGAUCCCGUUAAAAAACUCUAUGAAGAUGCGAUAGGUGAAAUAAAUUGCUUAGAUUUACAAUUUCGCCAUAAAGGAAAAUGGCAAAGUUUGGAUGGUACUGAUGCAAUAGACUUCGAAAUUCGCAAGAAUCCAACAUUCGAUCUGGUAUUGGGUCAAGGGUGGUUGUGGGUACAUGAAGUAAAGAUGAGCUUUAAAUUUUCCCAUAGAGAAAAUUUUGACCCUCUUGCUAAAAUUGAGAUAAAUGGUAUGAGCACUCCAUUAAUUAAUAAAGAUAGCAGACCCACAGGCGACUCUUCGAAUCAUAAAGUCAGUUUCACUAGAAAUAACUUAUCUAAAUCAACAGAAGCUAAACCUGGUCUAGCUCAAGAGGAGCAACGAAUAUUUCACAACAUACCUCCUGUACCUCCAUCAUCCAGAAAAUUAAAUGAUGAUGUUUCCAAAAAUAGUGGAGCUAGCAAGAUUAAGAAAUAUCCUAAAGUAGAUUUAGAUGAUGGAUGUGGAAAGCUUUCAAUCAAAACGCACCUCAAUAAUAUUUGGAAGUCGGUUCAUUCUAUAGAAAAUAAUAUAGAAUAUGGAAUUUUUGAAAAGCUUCGUAUUAUUGAGUAUGAGUUAAGUUGUAUAAAUAAAGCAAAGCUACCAUGGAUAAAAUCUGAGACAGAGACUAAUUCAUUCAGAAUCCAACAAGUUCAGACUGGUAUAAUCUGA